This is a messenger RNA of Amaranthus tricolor (Joseph's coat), 3251 nucleotides long. RefSeq lists its product as uncharacterized. NCBI's taxonomy places the organism in Eukaryota, Viridiplantae, Streptophyta, Magnoliopsida, Caryophyllales, Amaranthaceae. Bases 381 to 2330 code for a protein of 649 amino acids. The record is from RefSeq and is a predicted model, not a curated record. Gene Ontology annotation, molecular function: protein binding. Gene Ontology annotation, biological process: cell surface receptor signaling pathway. The transcript has 2 exons.
CUAAAUAAAAAUGAAGUAGUAGUAAUUGACGGCGUCUACUCUUCCUAAUUCCUCUCUCAUUUGCUGCUCCCAAUUCCCAACUUUUUAGACUUUUCUUCCUUUUUUUCUUCCUUUUUCCCUUCUGGAUUUUGAUUUUUUAAGUCUUCUUUAAUGAAACCAUGAAGUAAACGCCUUCAUUUUUAAUUGAUUUUCCUUUAAAAGUAUGAAUUUCUCAGAGUUUUUUAGAGGACAAUAAGGGCAAUUUUAACUUUUUCUUCAUCCUCGAUUUCUGCGUUCGUUGAGGUAAAUCAUCGAAUACUUGGCAGUCAAUUUUGGGUUUUAUGUGAUUUUGAAUUUUAUAGAACGUGAAGAACUAGGGUAUUGAAGAAUUGGGUUUGAAAAUGGGGGAUUUGGUGAAACAGAUCUUGACAAGACCAAUUCAAUUAGCUGAUCAGAUUAUCAAAGCUGCUGACGAAGCUUCUUCGUUCAAGCAAGAGUGUUUAGAGCUUAAAGCAAAGACUUCUAAGCUUUCGGACCUGCUCCGUCAAGCUGCCCGAUCAAGUUCGGACCUAUAUGAACGACCCACCCGGCGGAUCAUUGAUGGAACAGAACACGUUCUUCAAAAAGCUUUGUCUGUAGCCCAAAAAUGCCGGGCUAACGGACUUCUUACAAAGGCAUUUACCAUCAUUGAAGCUGCUACUUUUUGGAAGAUGUUCGCCCAAUUGGAGAAUUCCAUUGGAGAUGUUUCUUGGCUUCUUCGGGUUUCGGGAGGUACCGGGGAUGAUGAUGGGAUCGGGGGAUACCUUGGGCUUCCUCCGAUCGCAGCCAAUGAGCCUAUUCUUUAUCUGAUUUGGGAACAAAUCUCAUUUCUUAUAUUUAGGUCAGUGGAUAAACGGGCCGAAGCCGCUGCUUCAUUGGUGUCGCUGGUCCGAGACAGUGACCGUAACGGGAAGCUCAUCAUCGAAGAAGGCGGCGUAGGCCCGUUACUUAAGCUAUUGAAAGAAGGUAAAACGGUUGAAGGUCAAGAGAAUGCAGCCCAUGCAAUCGGGUUGUUGGGCCAUGACCCGGAGAGUGUGGAACAAAUGAUUCAUGCUGGGGUUUGUUCUGUAUUUGCUAAGAUCCUUAAAGACGGGCCAAUGAAGGUCCAAGCCAUGGUGGCUUGGGCUGUCUCAGAAUUGGCCCGUCAUUACCCGAAAUGUCAAGGUAUAUUCUUUCAGCAUAAUGCUGUACGUUUGUUAGUUGGGCAUUUAGCUUUUGAGACAAUUCAAGAGCAUAGUAAGUAUGUGAUUGUUUCAACAAAAUCUACUUCAGGUGCUUCGAGCAUGCACAAUGCUGCGGUUAUUGCGAUGGCUGCUGUCAACGCAAACCCGAGAAGUGCCAAUGACGAGAUGUCUCGAAUUUCUCAUCCAUUGGGGAAAAGGAGUGAAAGUCCAAGUAGAUGGAAUAAUAAGCUUAAUAGUGCUCAAGCACAAGCUAAGGCUAUGGUGAAUCCUAAUGUUGGUGGAGCUUUACCUAAUGGCAAUGGAAAUGGUAGUAAUCAUGCUCAUAAUCAUAGUCAUAGUAUAAGUACGAUUGUAGGGAGCAAAAUGAGGGAAAGAGAAAUGGAGGAUCCGGGUACGAAGGCGAGCAUGAAAGCAAUGGCAGCUAGGGCUAUAUGGUAUCUUGCUAAAGGGAAUUCGGGAAUUUGUAAGAGUAUAUGUGAAUUACGUGCAUUGUUGUGUUUUUCGGUUCUUUUAGAGAAAGGAACACUGGAAAUUCGAUAUAAUUCAGCAAUGGCAGUGAUGGAAAUCACUGCCGUUGCUGAAAGGGAUGCUGAUCUUAGACGAUCAGCAUUCAAGCCGAGUUCACCUGCUUGCAAAUCGGUGGUUGAUCAGCUGUUAAGGGUUAUAGAGCAAGGUGAUUCAGAGCUUUUGAUUCCUUGUAUUAGGGCAAUUGGGAAUCUGGCCUUUCGAGCUACUGAGACUCGAAUGAUCGGCCCAUUGGUUCAACUUCUAGAUGAGCGAGAGCCAGAAGUUGAACGUGAAGCGGUAUUGGCCUUAACCAAGUUCGCGGGUAAAAACUACCUGCAAGUAGAUCACUCGAAGGCGAUACUAGCUGCUGGCGGAGUAAAACAUUUGAUACAACUGGUGUAUUUCGGAGAUCAGCAAAUUGUGCAGAUCCCGGCAUUGGAGCUCCUAUCGUACAUCGCAUUGCACGUUCCUGAUAGUGAGGAAUUGGCUCAAAACGACGUGCUUAAGGUUGUGGAAUGGGCAUCAAAACAAGCUCAUAUGGUGCAAGAUGAAGCAAGAGAAAAAUUGGUGUUGGAAGCUACAGAGAAGUUGGAACCUUACCAUGAUAAAAGAACAAGAUGAAGAUUGAAUUUAACAGAGUAAAUUGAUUAUUGUAUCUAUCUAAAUCUUGGAAUUUCAAUUUUGUGUUAUUAAAUUGAAAUUCCAAGAUUUAUUGUAUCUAUCUAAAUAAGCUUAUUGGGUCCGUCUUCACAUUAGGUGGUUCGGCGGCAAGUUGGCAAUCGUCAUUACAAGAUGUGGUUGCUCUUUCAACAACCGAAGCGGAGUACAUAGUCGUUGCCGAGUCAUUCAAGGAGGCAAAGUGGCUCAAAGGUCUUAUUGGUGAGAUGUGUUAUACGGUGUGUUCGGUAAGUGUGCAUUGUGAUAGUCAAAGUGCAAUUCACUUGGCUAGAAAUCAAAAUACAUUUCAUAGAAGGUCCAAACACAUUGAUAUUAAAUGUAAUUUCUUCCAGGAUGAAGUUGAGCACAAAAGGGUGAUUUUGAAGAAAAUUGAUACUAAAGAAAACCUGGUCGACAUGAUGACAAAGCCAUUGGCUACAACCAAGUUUGAUUUGUGUGUUCACUUGGUUGGUUUAGCUCCUUGCUUGAAGUAAUGCCCUUUGGGGCAUUUGAGUUUGUUCAUGACUCCCUAUGAUCAUUAUAUUGAGCAGCAGCAGGAUCAUAGCUCGACAUGACAGUUAUAGGAGCUUCAUUUGCUUUGCAUUGGGGGAAAGAGUGGAGUACGAUCGUAACAAUUGUGUACAAGUUGCCUAAUGCUUGUAGCUUCUAUAUUACUUGUAAAGUUUUCUUUUUGGGAUUGUAUAAUUCCUUCGUAUGGAGCCAUGUGACUCUUUGUAUGAUCCAUAGUUUCGCUGCGUAGUUUUUAGAUGUAUAGUAGUUAGAAUACUUCUUUGGUAUCCGUUAAACCGAUGCGUUAACACUGGAAUCACGAUCCUCGUUAGAGUUAAUGAUUUGAAAAGCCAAUGAUGAUUCAUUCCGUCGUGA